Messenger RNA from Apaloderma vittatum (bar-tailed trogon), 972 nucleotides. RefSeq names its product G protein-coupled receptor 75 (gene GPR75). Gene Ontology annotation, cellular component: membrane. Gene Ontology annotation, molecular function: C-C chemokine receptor activity. The annotation marks the transcript as partial. The record is from RefSeq and is a predicted model, not a curated record. Gene Ontology annotation, biological process: G protein-coupled receptor signaling pathway. The transcript is spliced from 2 exons. NCBI's taxonomy places the organism in Eukaryota, Metazoa, Chordata, Aves, Trogoniformes, Trogonidae.
ACCCUGGCCACCUUGAAAACUCACAGCUCCCGCCUCUGUCUGCCCAUGUCUGGCUUUGCUGGUGGCGAGGGGAAGGCCGUUCUCUAUCUGUACGUCACUGACUUCAUCUGCUGCGUGGCCGUGGUCUCCGUCUCCUACGUCAUGAUCGCCCAAGCCCUGCGCAGGAACGCCCAGGUGAGGAAGUGCCCACCCGUGGUGGCUGUGGAUGCCCCUAGACCGCAGCCCUUUCCACCGGCCACCGCUGCUGCCCAGCUCCAGCUUGUGUCAGCGGUCAACCUGUCCACAGCCAAAGACUCCAAGGCGGUGGUGACUUGCGUCGUCAUCGUGCUCUCUGUCUUGGUUUGCUGCCUGCCACUGGGUAUCUCAUUGGUGCAGGAUAUGCUGUCCAGCCGUGGUGGCUUUGUUCUCUACCAGUUUGAGCUGUGUGGCUUUACCCUCAUUUUUUUCAAAUCUGGGUUAAAUCCUUUUAUAUAUUCUCGCAACAGCGCCGGACUUCGGAGACGAGUCCUCUGGUGCCUGCAGUACAUAGCCCUUGUCUUUUUCUGCUGCAAGCAGAAAACGAGGCUUCGGGCCAUGGGCAAAGGCAGCCUGGAAGUCAACAGGAACAAGUCAUCGCACCACGAGACUAAUUCAGCGUACAUGCUGUCUCCAAAACCUCAGAAAAAGUUUGUGGACCAAGCCUGUGGCCCAAGUCACUCCAAGGAAAGUGUGCUGAGUCCCAGGGCUUCUGCUGGGCAUCAGCACUACGCACAGAGCAGCUCGACCCCCAUGAACACCCGGAUUGAGCCCUAUUACAGUAUCUAUAACAGCAGCCCUUCCCAGGAGGUGAGCACUCCGAAUAGCUUGCAGCCCAUGAACUCCACUUUUGGGUUUGCCAAAUCCUACAUCGCCAUGCACUACCACACCACCAAUGACUUGGUGCGGGACUGUGACAGCACUUCGACUAAGCAGAUCCCAGUGCCCUCGGUGUAA